Phaedon cochleariae (mustard beetle) is the source of this 323-nucleotide messenger RNA. The record is from the annotation of a GenBank genome assembly. NCBI's taxonomy places the organism in Eukaryota, Metazoa, Arthropoda, Insecta, Coleoptera, Chrysomelidae.
AUGCAAUUCAAUAAGGAUCCACCUCCUCCAUAUUCCAGCCAACCACUUCCAGGUGUUCAUCAGCACUACGAUUACUACCAACCAACAGCACCCCCUCCAAACAUCUAUAGACAUCCAUCAUAUGGAACUACUACAAUAAUCGUUCCAGAACCAGAGGUUAUCAUUAUUGGUGCUUGUCCAGCUUGCAGAAUUGGAGUACUGGAAGAUAACUAUACAUGUUUAGGCUUGUUACUUGCCAUUUUGUUCUUCCCUGCUGGAAUACUUUGCUGUUUGCUUUUGAAAGAUAAAAGAUGCUCAAAUUGUGGGGCCACUUUUGGCUAGUU